AUGUUUGACGAAAGUCAACCACCCUCUCCGAACCAGCCAGUUGUGGCGUUAGCACCUCUGGAACCCGAAUGGCAGCCAAUCUUCCAGGCCUCUAAUCAGAUCGUGUUGUAUAAUCCAACGUCGCAUGCUCUAUCUAUAACCAAAUCCUCUGGUCCACUAGAUUUUUCAGGCUCGUCGUUGUGUCCCUGCUGUCAUCGUCCUCUUCCCAAUGGAUUCGAUAGAAAUGGCUCUUCCGAUAUUCGGUCCGAUUCUGGAUCGCAUUCCCGAGCAUCAAACUACUUUCAGCUUCUUGCUGCCGCAAAUCAGACGUCCUCGAGGCCAUCUAGUCCCCCUCUUACGAGUGGCAGUGGGAGCCGACAUGGUGCUUUCCCUCCAGAAACCAUGGCAGAAGGCUACUUCAAGGCCUUUUUUCAGGAGGAGUAUCGAUUAGGAAUGGGGGCAAAUGGAAGUGUAUAUCUCUGCCAGCAUGUCCUUGAUGGGGAACCACUUGGUCACUUUGCUGUCAAGAAAAUCGCAAUAGGAGAGUCCCACUCUUACCUGCUCAACAUACUGCGCGAGAUUCGACUUCUCGAGUCUCUCCACCAUCGCAAUAUAGUAACAUAUCAUCACGCAUGGCUGGAAACUUAUCAGUUCUCCGCUUUUGGGCCGAAAGUGCCUACCCUACACGUUCUCAUGCAAUGGGCGGAAGGAGGAAGUUUGGAUGAUUUUAUUUCCCUUCGCCUGGGACGUUCAAUCGGACUACCGCACAUGCAAUCCUCUUCAUCGCCUGCCCCUGACGAUCCAACUCCAUCUGCACGCAUCCGUGCAUUCCGUACCAUGAAGCGUGCCCCACCAGAGGAACGCGAGCGAUUGCGCCGAGAGAUGGAGGAAAGAACCAAUAGCCUCGGGAAUCGUCCCUCAUGGAAAGCUGUUCAUCUGAUCAGUGCAGAGGAAGCGCAAAGUUUGUUUGCCGACGUAACGCACGGAUUAGCCUUCUUGCAUGAUAAAUCCAUUCUUCAUUUGGACCUCAAGCCUGGUAACGUGCUACUGACUUGGGACGAAGGAAGACUCAUCCCUCGAGCAAUGUUAUCGGAUUUUGGGACCUCCCGAGAUAUGGUACGGUCGAGUGGCGUUCGAUCAGGUAAUACGGGAACUCUUGAAUACGCUUCACCGGAGUCCCUUCCAUCGCCUCUCACAGGACUUCUCCGACAGAUUGACUCAAAGUCUGACAUGUGGUCUCUUGGGAUGAUCCUGCACAAGAUGCUUUUCUUCAAGUUACCCUACCGCUACGCAACGGAAGGAGAAGCCGUUGCAUAUAAUGAAGCUGACAAGAUGGACAAGCUAGAGCAGGAAAUUUUGGGCUAUACUGGAUUCCGGUCAACGUCUGCACUUGUAACAUCUUUCGAGUCCCGCCGUCUCCCGCGUUCCAUCAACCCCUCUUUGAGACCCUCGUGCGAGCGCAUCGUGGGCGCUAUGCGAGAGGGACGAUUCACGCCUCAGUUCGAUCCUGUGGCGCCAUCCAUCCCUCCUUCCAACAAGUCUCUCAUCCCACUGCGACGAAAACCUGAUGAGUCUGAUGCCGUUCAGAACGAACACACUCUCCCUGAUGCUCCCCUGGCGCCUACAGAACACAUGCUGGAAGAAGUUGCUGAGACGUUGGAUAGAAAAAGUCCCAUGCUCCGUCUCCCGUCCCCACUUCCCGAUCGUCGGGCUGGCUCGAUGGACUUGAUAGUACAUUAUCUCACUUUCCUACGCUGGCGAUCACCGAAGAUUGCGUGGGUUAGUACGCUUAAAGCGUGCAUAUUCGCUGCGAAGACAUUGUCGGCAGUAUCUAUGUGGCCCUCCCGCCCGGUCCUCCUCGCCAUCGUAGGACUUCUCGCCAUUCUAGACACGAUGUUUGAUGGUCUCGAAGCUUCUUUGAUGCUUGGGGCGCUGCAUGUGGUGAUAAUUCGGUGGUGCUAA
Messenger RNA from Suillus subalutaceus, 1941 nucleotides. Its product is annotated as kinase-like protein. Bases 1 to 1941 code for a protein of 646 amino acids. Gene Ontology annotation, molecular function: protein kinase activity; ATP binding. Gene Ontology annotation, biological process: protein phosphorylation. The transcript has 13 exons. The record is from RefSeq and is a predicted model, not a curated record. Lineage: Eukaryota; Fungi; Basidiomycota; Agaricomycetes; Boletales; Suillaceae.